UCAUGUGAGCAUGUCAUGUACAUGGGCAUCCAUGUAUGGUUACAUGCAUGGUGUCGGAAGGGAACAUGGAAUAUAAGCAUGAGAAGAGGUUGAAGUGGUUGGUCUUGUAUACAGAGAGAGAGAGAGAGAGAGAGGGUGUUAGAAAUGAGAGAGGAGGUAGCACAGUUGCCAAUGAAGAAGAAGGGAGGAGAUUUAUGGGUUUUUAAUGGUGGAUCUGCUAAAGCUCCUAACCCCAAAUUCUAUUCUCUAUUGACUUCUAGAGAUAGAGAUUUCCUUCUCUCCCCCACUGGAAACCAGGUGAAAGUAAGUGAAUUAGAAGGCAAGGUAGUGGGCAUUUACUUCUCGGCCAAUUGGUACCCGCCAUGUCUGAACUUCACGCCUGUCCUUUCAGGCAUUUAUAGUCAAUUGAAGGAACGUGGGGCCCAAUUUGAGAUUGUCUUCGUGUCAUCAGACGAAGACUAUGAUGCAUUCAAUAGCUAUCGUGCAUCCAUGCCGUGGCUAACCAUUCCAUUUUCUGACUUGGAGUCGAAGAGGGCCUUGAAUAAUCGGUUCGAUAUUGAAGGCAUACCAUCAUUGGUUGUUCUUCAACCCGAUGGCAAUGAUGACAUGGCGCUGCGUGAUGGGGUCGAGCUUGUUUAUAGAUAUGGGGUUCGAGCUUUCCCAUUUACUGAGGAGAGGUUGGAUGAGUUGCAAAGGGAAGAGAGAGAAAAGCAUGAGAGACAAACCAUAACCAACUUGCUGUCAAACACUGCUAGGGACUACCUCCUCGCUCACCCGUCACCCAAACAGGUGACGGUUGCUUCAUUGGUGGGCAAAACUGUCGGGCUCUACUUCUCAGCACAGUGGUGCCUGCCAUGCCUCAGAUUCACCCCAAAGCUGACAUCAAUCUACCAAAAGAUCAAGCAAAUGUUAGCAGAAGAGAAAGAUGAGGACUUGGAAAUAGUACUAGUCUCCAGUGACCGUGACGAAGCUGCAUUCGAAUCCUACUUUGCCACAAUGCCAUGGCUGGCUGUGCCAUUUGGGGACCCUACAAUCAAGGACCUAACCAAGUACUUCGACAUACAAGGGAUCCCGUGCUUGGUGAUCGUGGGUCCAGACGGGAAGACACUCACCCAGCAGGGGAGGAAGCUCAUGAACUUGCACUCGGAAAGAGCAUAUCCCUUCACUCAAGCCCAGCUGAAGUCACUGCAGAAGCAAAUGGAUGAGGAAGCGAAGAACUUCCCUAGGUUUGAGUACCAUGCGGGCCACAGCCACGCACUCACAUUGGUUUCGGAGGGCUCUGGGGGUGGGCCGUUCAUUUGUUGUGCGUGCGAUGAACAAGGGUCUGGGUGGGCAUACCAGUGCAUAGAGUGUGGGUAUGAGGUGCACCCAAAGUGCGUAAAGGCAGUGAACAGAGGAAAUGCCCCGGGCUGACUUGGGUGGUUUAUAUGUGGCUUUGAUUGUUCCUGAUCUUUGGGUUAGUGUAGCUGAUGGGGCAAGUGCAUGUGUAUUUGUUUAUGUGGGCCUUUUGUACAAUUGGUUGAAAUGGGUGUUUGUUAUGUGACACUCGAAAAUGUCGCAUUCAUGUUAUAUAUAUCGAUGCAAGUGUAUCUGACUUUUGGGUCCUACUGUAAUCAAAUGAUAAUACAAAAGCCCAUGUGAUGAUUGGGUGAAAGAACAUGUUUGCAGGAA
Molecule: messenger RNA, 1671 nt
Organism: Magnolia sinica
Lineage: Eukaryota; Viridiplantae; Streptophyta; Magnoliopsida; Magnoliales; Magnoliaceae
Product: probable nucleoredoxin 2
Exons: 3
Coding region: 145-1413 (422 amino acids)
Source: RefSeq, a predicted model, not a curated record